AGUUCCUCUGAAUCAAUUAUUUUUUUUAAAUAGCUCAACUCUGGAAAAGGAAUUAAAAUCUGAAAAGGAACAGAGACAAACUUUGCAAAGAGAGCUACACCGGGAGAAGGAUGCCACCUCUCUGCUUAAAACAGAAUUGGAACAAAUGGAAGGACUGAAAAAGGAGCUGAGAAAAUUGCAAGAUGAGAAGCAGCAGCUAGAGAAAGUCUGUGAGGAACAGGAGCAAGCUCUGCAAGAAAUGGGGCUUCAUCUCAGCCAAUCUAAGUUGAAGAUGGAAGACAUUAAAGAAGUAAACAAAGCACUAAAGGGUCAUACCUGGCUGAAAGAUGACGAAGCAACACACUGCAAGCAGUGCGAGAAGGAAUUCUCUAUCUCAAGAAGAAAGCAUCACUGCAGAAACUGCGGGGACAUCUUCUGCAACACUUGUUCCAGCAAUGAACUGGCACUGCCAUCGUAUCCCAAACCUGUCCGUGUCUGUGACACUUGUCACACCUUACUACUUCAGCGGUGUUCAUCUAAUUCCUCCUAAGCCUCUGGUAACCUCAGAGGGACCAACUCAGCAUUGGAGAAGUAGCCAUCAUUAAUUCUGAAUUCCAGGCACCUUUGAAGCUGUCUGCUCUAUUUUCCAUCGUUAGGACAGGUCGGUGUGAAAGAAUGGUAGGGGUAAUGCAAGUGGGAUAAUUAAAAUUGUAUUACCUGAGUUCAAAUUCUAUUUGAAACUAAAAUGCAAAUCCAUUUUCUGAUUUUUUUUAUACACAAGAUAUUUGUAUUAAUAUUUGUAUAUGGGAUUUCUAGUUACUCAAUCCCCCUAGAAGUUACUUUUCCUGUAGAUUAACUUCAGUUCCUCUGUAUCCUCACUGUAGGCAUUCCUGUUACACUGGCUAAUGUACAGUUCUGUAUUCUAAGUUCUGAGCUAAGAAAAGGAAUGUUCACUUACCAAUUGUCUAUGGAAAGAGCUUUAUGAGUGUCAAUGAAUGUGCCUUCCGUAUUCAGAGUAAAAAAAACUACAACUUAACACUUGUUCUGAAAGUAGCUGUGAACACAGUGUGGUAGCUGCACAAUAAAGUCUUUUGCAAAAAGAA
Messenger RNA from Meleagris gallopavo (turkey), 1082 nucleotides. Lineage: Eukaryota; Metazoa; Chordata; Aves; Galliformes; Phasianidae. The record is from RefSeq and is a predicted model, not a curated record.